AUGAAUUGUAGUGGGAGUGAUGCCGUUUCAAAAGACAAAGGGAUGGGUUCAGGCUCAUCAAAAGCUGAACCUCCGGUGGUUGUCACAUCGAAAAUACCACUGUUCUGUUUGAAAAAACUUGGUCCUCGACAUGUACUGGUUGCAGGAGGAGGUGGUGAAUCAAAAACUGGUGUCUUGAACCUAAUACAGACGUAUCUCUUGACGUUUGAAAACAGAAAGCUUCCCAAAUGUUCUACUCCAAUGAAAGCCAUACUUGUUGACACGAUAGAUACAGACAUAUAUGCAACGAUGAAUAUGGAUGUUGUUUGUUGUUCGAAUCCUGAAAAGGGAAGGUAUCUCAUAGCAGCGGGUCACGGUCAGUAUUGCGAUGUAUAUGAAACAACGGGUUAUGGUGUCGGAAAAGAUGAUGCCGAUGAAGCAGUCUUGAAGUUUAAUAUUAAGAUGGUUGGAAGACUGACUACAUCAGAACAGGUGGAAUCUUUUCAGAAAUGCGUGCGAUUUGAUCGCUCAACAGCCGGUAGACGCGUUGUCACUGGAGGUGAAGAUGGGCGAAUCCGUGUAUGGAAUACGCAAGCGCUGGUUGAAGAUCGAAAUCCAGAGGUCAUACAUAAGCCGCUUGUUGAUAUUGAAGCCCACAAAUCUGAUGUCUUCGACAUUGACAUAGCAUCCGAUGGACGAAUUAUCAUUUCCGUCGGGCAUGAUGGUAUCGCUAAAAUGUGGGAUAUGGGUCUUGGAACACUUAUUCGAGCACCUUGUGGGCUUACAGUCGAGAAAAACAAGCACUUCGAACAGUUGUUGUGCGAAGCACAGGCCGAGGGGAUGGUAUCGUCUCUCUGUGUAAGUUCUUGCGGAAACUUCACUGGAGUGGGAAGCAUGGGAGGUAGUGUAUAUAUAUUCGACACACAUGAAAUGAAGGAAUUGAUCGCGUUCAAGGAAACUCAUGGUAUUUUUGUGACCGCAGUAGAAUUCCUUGAUCGAACUGCAUCAGAUAUUAAAUCUCUUGUGCAACAACCUGCUUCCGGUCCUCCUCGCAACGUUCCAGGACCAGGUGCUGUGGUUGCUCGAGCGUCAUUGAUAUCUCUAAGUGCCGACCAAACAAUUCAGGUGAUUAGU
Ostertagia ostertagi is the source of this 1113-nucleotide messenger RNA. The record is from the annotation of a GenBank genome assembly. NCBI's taxonomy places the organism in Eukaryota, Metazoa, Nematoda, Chromadorea, Rhabditida, Trichostrongylidae.